Messenger RNA from Daphnia pulicaria, 1345 nucleotides. RefSeq names its product inactive pancreatic lipase-related protein 1-like. The record is from RefSeq and is a predicted model, not a curated record. Gene Ontology annotation, biological process: lipid metabolic process. The transcript has 7 exons. Gene Ontology annotation, molecular function: lipase activity. Bases 177 to 1175 code for a protein of 332 amino acids. NCBI's taxonomy places the organism in Eukaryota, Metazoa, Arthropoda, Branchiopoda, Diplostraca, Daphniidae.
GGGAAAUGACCUUACCGCGGCUGAUUGGAAUUGGAAUCAUUUAAGGGUUUUUACUUCAUAGGAAAUUUAAAGUUAAUUAACUGCUGAUUAAUUGUCGUCAGGUAAUGAAGCGCAUAUAAAUAAAUGGACGAACCGGCCAAACAUUCAUCGAGUCUUACGAAGUGACUAGUUGGAAGAUGACGUCGUCCACCAUCCUCUCGCUUCUUGUUUCUUGUUCGAUUAUUUUUGCUGGUGUUGUCGUUGAUGCUGAGCUCUGCCCGGAAGCCUUGGCCGAUCCGUUUGCAGAGUUCAAAACUCACUUUCUCCUCUGGACAAGAAGCAAUCCAACUGUAUUUCAACCCUUGAUUGUCGACAAUUCAUUUCUCCUGAGUGUUUCCAACUACGAACCAACGAACCCUACCAUAAUCUACUCUCACGGUUGGGCAGAAGAUGGCCAAGAUGAUUUAAGUCUCGGAAUGCGCGACAGUUUUCUGCAGAGGGAGGACUGUAAUUUUAUUUCUGUCGAUUGGCGAUUUUUAGCUUUGCCACCCGUUUAUCCUAAAUCAGCGGCCAACGUCCAGCCUGUAGGAGAGCUCACUGGGAAAUUAAUCAAUUUCCUGAUUUCUCAGGGAGCCGACCGUCUCAAAUUUCACUUGUUGGGCUUCAGUUUGGGAGCUCACGUUGUUGGCCGAGCAGGGCUGACCGCCACCGACAUCAUGCCCAGAAUAACAGGAUUUGACCCGGCAUUUCCGUGUUUCGAGAAAGCCAGUAGGGACGAAAUUAUCGACAGUACGGACGCUGAAUUUGUAGACAUAAUCCACACUAACGCUGGACUUUUAAUCCAAAAGCGCUUAGGAUUUCCGUUCUCUCUUGGGCAUGCAGAUUUCUGGCCUAACGGUGGAUCGAUUCAGCCGGGAUGUGGCUCAGUCGAUCUAACGACGAAUGGAACCCUAGCAAAUAUCGAAGCUGUUUUAUCAGAAGUUGCUUGUAAUCAUCGACGAUCCGUGCUAUAUUUCAUCGAGUCCGUCAACAGUGCCGUACCUUUUACUUCCACCCAGUGUAAUUCUUAUGCCGAAUUUAAUAGUGGAGCUUGCGCCAAUAAUUUCCGAACUCCAAUGGGACUUCCCGUUUCAACCUCAGCUAGAGGAAAUUUCUAUUUGAAUACCAACGACAGUCCUCCUUUUGCGCAGGGUUGAUGAAAAGUAUUUUAAUAUUGCAAAUGUGGACCGAUAAUAUUUAUUUGAUGGACAUAACAAAACGAGGAGGUGCAAGUGUUGGGGCAGGUCCCAAAGUCCGUGAAGUGUUUCAAGUUAAAUUAUUUUCGAAUGUGAAGGUUUACCCGCUGACAAAGUUGUGAAAUACAAAA